UGGUGCUGGCAGUAGUUUUAAUCCCCAGGACAGGCAGGGAAUAAAUUCAGGGCACCAAGGUCUCUCGGCAUCCAGGGACCUGCUGUCACAAUGGCUGCAGGAAGACUUCGGAUCCUGUGUCUGCUGCUCCUGUCCUUGCACCCGAGCCUCGGCUGGGUCCUUGAUCUUCAAGAGGCUUCUGUGGCAGAUAAGCUCUCAUUUGGGAAGAUGGCAGAGACUAGAGGGACCUGGACGCCCCAUCAGGGUAACAACCAUGUCCGUCUUCCAAGAGCCUUGGCUGGUUCAUGCCGACUGUGGAGCCUGACCCUACCAGUGGCUGAGCUGGGCCUGGGCUAUGCCUCGGAGGAGAAGGUCAUCUUCCGAUACUGUGCUGGCAGCUGUCCCCAAGAGGCCCAUACCCAGCACAGUCUGGUACUGGCCCGGCUUCGAGGGCGGGGUCGAGCCCAUGGCCGACCCUGCUGCCAGCCCACCAGCUAUGCUGAUGUGACCUUCCUUGAUGAUCAGCACCAUUGGCAGCAGCUGCCUCAGCUCUCAGCUGCAGCUUGUGGCUGUGGUGGCUGAAGGAGGCCAGUCUGGUGUCUCAGAAUCACAAGCAUGAGACAGGCUGGGCUUUGAAAGGCUCAGGUGACAUUACUAGAAAUUUGCAUAGGUAAAGAUAAGAAGGGAAAGGACCAGGGUUUUUUGUUUCUUUCUUUGCUUGCUUGUUAGUUUUUUUUUUUUUUUAAUCAGCAGUGGAUGCAAUAAAUGAUAUUCUCGUGGCCUUAA
Messenger RNA from Mus musculus (house mouse), 765 nucleotides. It is a transcript of the gene Pspn, whose product is annotated as persephin. The transcript is spliced from 2 exons. The record is from RefSeq and is marked validated. Gene Ontology annotation, molecular function: receptor tyrosine kinase binding; growth factor activity; signaling receptor binding. NCBI's taxonomy places the organism in Eukaryota, Metazoa, Chordata, Mammalia, Rodentia, Muridae. Gene Ontology annotation, cellular component: extracellular region. Bases 91 to 561 code for a protein of 156 amino acids. Gene Ontology annotation, biological process: animal gross anatomical part developmental process; system development.